UUAAACCCUCACAGCAAUACCCAAGCACAGUUCUAACAAAGUCGUCAAACACGCCGGAAUUAUUUGGAUUUAUUUAAAAUAUCAAAUUGAAAUUAAAUUUACAACUUUGUUAUAAUUUUCAACAAUUAUUUCUACAACAAUUAUCACUCUCAAGGAAUAUUCAAUAUGAAAUUGGCAAUACAAGCAGAUCCGCCAAAAUAUCUCAAUAAGGAGUUUUUCAAGGCCGCACUCGAGGAUGGUCUGAGAGAUAUGCGUGUCGACAUCAAGAAAAUUGUGUUUGCUGAAUCUAAUGGAGGCGGUGAAAACUAUUGCAGUAAGAUUUAUCGUGCUAAGGCGCUGUAUCGUAGUAGUAAACGACAGUUGGAUGAGGAACUAGCACUGAUAGUGAAAAGUAUUGCCAUAACACCAGCCACACAAUUUCUCGAGGAUUUAGCAGUUUAUUUACGUGAAAAAAUAUUCUAUUUUGAUGUCCUGGGCAAACUAGAGGUUCUAAUAGGAGACGGUUCGAAAUUUGGUGCCAAAUGUCUCUAUACAACACGUGAGCCAAUGCAGACCAUAGUUUUCGAUGACUUAACUCAGUAUGGUUACAAAUUAGCAAGUCGUCAACGAGGCCUAAACGAAGAACAUUGUGUGGUCAUUCUGGAGAAGUUGGGAAAAUUCCAUGCUACAUCUAUGGUCCUAGCAGAGAAAGAUCCCACAGUGCGUGAACACUUUACUACCGGCAUGCUAGAUGAGAAUUAUAUACGCACCAGCAAGCGUUUUAUAGACUUCAUGACUUUGCAGCUGCGCACCUUAGCCAAUGUUGCAUCAAAGUGGACAGGUUAUGACGCUAUAGCUGAAAAAUUACACAGACACUGUGACAAUAUAAUGGAGAACCUUGUUAUGACGGGCAGAGCCAUACCAGGCGAGUUGACCGUAUUAAACCAUGGUGAUUUAUGGGUCAAUAACUUCAUGUAUAAAUACGAUGAGGAGAAUCCCAAAAAACCCAUUGAUGUUAUAUUUGUUGAUUUCCAAAACAGUUUCUUCGGUAGCCCAGGUUGUGACAUAAAUUUUUUCCUCAACAGCAGCGUACAGUUGGAUGUUCUUAUAAAUCGUCGUGAUUUCCUUGUGGAGACCUAUUACAAAUCUUUACGCGACUCUUUGGAAUGCAUGCACUACCAGUACAUACCUACUUUGCAUGAUAUUAAAAUGGAAAUCAGAGCGCGCGAACUGUAUGGCUUUUUCUCAUCAUACGCCUUUCUGCCUAUGGUUGCUAUGAAGAAGGAGGAUUCCUUAGAUAAUUCAAUUGAGGCCAUGACUAAUCAAGAUUUUGCUAAAAAGAAAGUGAAUUUAAUGUUCUCCUCAAAUCCACGCACAACAGACACUUUACGUUAUGCCUUGAAACGAUUUGAUGACUUGGGAAUAUUUGAUUAGUUCAAAACAUAGUUACUUUUAAGUACAAGAAUAUUUUAUUCUAACCUACUCUGUAUUGUUGUUAGUUUAAUUGUUGUUUAGUUUUAGCUUUACUUUUAUGAUAUAUAAUAUUUAUCUAAAAUUUACAUGUACACAUGUUUAUAAUAAUAAAUUGUUAAUUUAAGAUUCAUACUCAUUACAUAGUAUGUUUUAAUAAUAGGUGCGCAGGAUAUAACGAUUAUAGAGUAUAGAUUCAAGCUCCCAGUGAAGCAAGUAACAGUUUUGAAACUACAUUUAUAUUAUAAUACUAUCGAAUUCCGAUUUUGGCAUAAUUGUUUAAUUCGAAAGCUGAAAACUUCAGUAAUAUUUUGUCAAGAAUAAUGAAUAAUGAAAUAUAUUGAUGUAUAUUGGUUCCCACUCC
Messenger RNA from Teleopsis dalmanni, 1813 nucleotides. RefSeq lists its product as uncharacterized. The transcript is spliced from 4 exons. Bases 166 to 1413 code for a protein of 415 amino acids. The record is from RefSeq and is a predicted model, not a curated record. NCBI's taxonomy places the organism in Eukaryota, Metazoa, Arthropoda, Insecta, Diptera, Diopsidae.